Cyclopterus lumpus (lumpfish) is the source of this 2482-nucleotide messenger RNA. It is a transcript of the gene rbbp8nl, whose product is annotated as retinoblastoma binding protein 8-like. Lineage: Eukaryota; Metazoa; Chordata; Actinopteri; Perciformes; Cyclopteridae. Bases 131 to 1888 code for a protein of 585 amino acids. Gene Ontology annotation, molecular function: flap-structured DNA binding; single-stranded DNA binding; double-stranded DNA binding. Gene Ontology annotation, cellular component: site of double-strand break. Gene Ontology annotation, biological process: DNA double-strand break processing involved in repair via single-strand annealing; double-strand break repair via homologous recombination. The transcript is spliced from 14 exons. The record is from RefSeq and is a predicted model, not a curated record.
UCUUCUCUUCUCCCUUCUCUCUCUCUCUCCCUCUGUCAUUCCUUGUACCGCUCGGCCCAUCUCUGGAUCGCGAGGGAGCAGAGCUGAAGGAGUCCCCGGCUGUGCGAGUCAGACUCAAAGUGGAACUGCAAUGGAAUGCUUCAACAGCAUGCUCCUCAAACUGCGAGAGAUCCACGAGCGAGAAGUGGAGGGGUGGCAGGGGAAAAUCCAAGAGCUGGCCAACAAGAAAGGCUGUGAUACAAAGCGAAUGGAGGACCUGUUUUCCAAAAACCAGCAGAUGAAAGAACAGCAGAGAGUGCUCACCGAGAACAUCAAGACCUUGGAAAACAGGCUGAGGGCGGGGCUUUGUGACAGAUGCACGGUGACUCAGGAGGUAGCCAAGAGGAGACAGCAGGAAUUUGAGUCUUCGCAGAUACAGAGCAUCCAGCACAUCACUCUACUGGCGGGAGAGAUGAACAACCUGAAAAAGGAGAACAAGCAACUUAGAGAGGAGCUCCAGAGUAUCAGAGCAGCACUCGACAAAUGCUCCAGCAGCAGCAGCAGCACCACAGAGGUCAAACCAAACAGCUCCCCUGGCCUUUCACCCUCAUCUGGACCUGUGGUCCUCGUCUCUGAGGCCACCAGCAGGGCCAGUAACCAGCCAGCAGAUGGCAAUGUUGCAGCGAACAAUGAGACGGACCAAAGAGCUGAAGAAAGUGAACAGAGGCGAUUGAGAGGGAUGAACAGAAGCUACUUUGAGUCAUACAAGCCUCUCUCCUGGAGGACGGAACAUGGCAUAGCCCGUCUUGGAGAGAGGAGAGCCCAGAGUGUUGAAGGACUGGACCAGCGAUGCACCAAACCUCCUCAAGCGCUCCUUCUUAAGACCUCUUCUUCCUCGACUGGUGGAGAAGUGAACCCCAGCAGACAUGUGCUCCAUGCUCCUGUCCCCUGCCGUCCUCAGCCAAUCAAGAGGAGCCCUGUUAGUUUCCCCUGGCCCAUAUCUGAAUCCUCAGACUGGGUUACCGCGGGUGCUCCUGGGACCAGCCUGGUGCAAUCGUCUCCCAAGUCAAACCUGCCACGCUUUCCCAACCUGAUCCCAACUAGCCAACACGCCAGCCCUCUAAGGCAAGCUUUUGGAUCUCCUUGGCACAAGCCGAGCGCCCUUCAGCCCCAUGCCAAAGAACCAACUGUGGUGUUCAGGUUGAGAAGUCUGCAAGAGCAUGUCGAGACUCAAACUAAGCCCCAAGAGAAAAAGGAAAUUCUGCCUACCAAAACCGAAAGGGUCUCUGCAGAAGGUCUAAGAGAGGUGUACGACGCGCCUCUGGACCUAUCGGAUCGAGCAAAGUCCAAAUCCAGCCAAUGGGCAAGAGAUGAUUCACCCUCAUCCUUACAUGGUGGAGAGAGAGUACACAUGAGUCCUGACAUAGAUGGGAAGGCACAUCUAUCUUCACCUGAAGCAGUAUCAUCCCCUCCCUCGUGCUCCUGGACUUCUUGCCCACCAGUAAAACUAGAACAGGAAGAGUCUACCAGUGACGAUAACCACAAGAUAAUCAAAGAGCAGGAGCAGAAAGAGGAGGGGAACGGAAAGACCGACCAAAGCAACGGGAAGAAGGUGCCCGUCCUCACCAUAUCAUUACGUCCAGUUGUGGUGCUGGAGAACCUGAAUUCUGCUCUACAAGAAUCCUUAUCAUCAAAUGGCAAGACGCCGUCACCAGCAACCGAGCCAGUAAGCAGCUCAGAUGAGCACGGCGAGGAGGGGAGCGUGUCAGGACCAGAAAGCAACCACGGCGGCAAGAGGAAGAGGGCAUCUGUGGAGACGGAAACCGACAGAGACUCGGAAACAGACCACAUCCAGCGGGAGAGGAAGAUGAAGAUCACAGUGAGAACUGAGGAGAAGAGCACUUGCUAAAGAGCACGAUACAACAGUGACUCACAGUGUUGUGUCCAGCAAACGCAGAGCAAAAUGUGGAUUAAUUUGGAGUUUUUGUGUCCACCUGACAAAUCCAACAUUUACUUCAUGCCAUUUACAUGGACAUUAAUAUUCAAUUAAGAUUCAGGAUAUUCAAAUAGUCAUUUUAUGAGCAGGAACAUUUGACAUCUCAUACCAUAUAGUGUUUGCAAUAAAUGGUAUAUGUCCAAUUCCUGCUGACAUACAUCUCAAUGUGCUACUUUGGACAUUCCAAAAGGAACCAGUGUUUUAAUGCCAACAUCUAUUUGUUAUUGAGGUUUUUUUUUAACAACACAAAUUCCAUUUCCAUGAAGGCGCUAAAUCAAAAAUAACAAUGAUGAAAAGGAUACUCUCUUUAGACUCUCUCCAUCUGGAUAAAACAUUUAAAAGCAAAUAUGAAUAUGCAUUUAAGCAUCCUGUUCAGCAGCGUAAAGGUGGAGAACUGAGACACAGUCAUGCUUAAAAACACAGACUUUUGUAACAGUACACAUGGUACAACUCACACUGGUAUUACUGUCACUGCAUCUAUUUCUGACACAGAGCCUCCCCUCAACC